This is a messenger RNA of Juglans microcarpa x Juglans regia, 1904 nucleotides long. RefSeq lists its product as uncharacterized. The record is from RefSeq and is a predicted model, not a curated record. NCBI's taxonomy places the organism in Eukaryota, Viridiplantae, Streptophyta, Magnoliopsida, Fagales, Juglandaceae. The transcript is spliced from 3 exons. Bases 456 to 1367 code for a protein of 303 amino acids.
UCCAAUUCCAGUUGUUUUCUUUCGUCUUCCAUUUUCCAUCCUUUUUGGGUUUCUGCAGAAGACGCAGCAGCAGCAGCAGCCACCGAGAGACGCGUUUUUUCUUUUUCCCUCUUAUCGCACCAAUUCUCCCUUUUUCGAUUAAUAUUGGAAAACGGAAUCGAAUAUAGAUUCAACGCCACAAUACAUAUAAAGCGAAAACGUUUCUAUUCUGAAUACAAGCAAAGUAUACGAUUUCUAUUGGUCUCUAUUUCUGUAUGUUUUUUUUUCCUGAAUUAUAGAGCUUCUUCAACCUAGGGCUUCGGGAAAUUAUUCGGUGUACCGCAUGUUCUAGCGUCGGGGAUGAUGGCAGUCAUCACGUAUCGCGAGGGGGAAGAUGAGUCGUUGUAAUUUUGAUCGGGCGGUAGUGAAGGAGGGCGGCUGGGCUCGAUCGAAACGACUCCGUGGCCGGUGCUGGCAUGGACUGCCGGGUGUGCGUGGCAACCGGGGAUUGGUUGAUGAUGGGCGGUGGUGGAGGUGUGGGCCAGAUCGGAGGAGCUCUCAGCCACGAGAGCGAGCACGAUUUGGCUCUCAUGGUUAGCGAUUUCUUGGAGAAUGGGAGUGGUGGGGCAGAAUCUCGGUGUAGCAGUGACAGCGACUCCGCUUUACCCGAUCUCGCCCACCUCGCCGAGAAGAUUCCGUUUUGCAAAAUCUCAGUGGCUCAGUAUGAGAGCGACUUGCUAUCGGUGGUUAACUCUCUUAUAUUAUCCAUCAAUGAGACCGACCUUCAUUUCAUCAAGUCGGGUGCAUGCAAUGCCAGCUGCAUCAGGUUUUUCCUGGUUAAGCUCCUGAGACGUUCUGGUUACGAUGCUGCUGUAUGUGCAACUAAAUGGCAGGGUAGUGGCAAGGUCCCUGGAGGGGAUCAUGAAUACAUUGAUGUGGUAAACUACAACAGCAGUGGAACCUCUGAGCGUUUGAUCAUUGAUAUUGAUUUCCGAAGUCACUUUGAGAUAGCUAGAGCUGUUGAAUCAUAUGAUAGAAUAUUGAAUUCUCUUCCAGUCAUUUAUGUGGGCUCCUUGACCAGGAUGGAACAGUUUCUUCAAAUUAUGGUUGAAGCUGCCAGAUCUUCUCUCAAGCAGAACUCAAUGCCGCUUCCUCCAUGGAGAUCCCUCGCAUAUCUGCUGGCUAAGUGGCAGUCGCCAUACCAGAGACAGGAUGAACAGAAUAAUGGCAGGAAUAAUUUUGUUGACCAUAAGCAGUGCAGUGAACACUUGAAGAGGCUGCAGUCUUUGCUUCAAUCUGAAAUGGAAGUGGAGCGACUGUUGAAGCCCAUAAAGAGUGAUAAUAACCGGAGGCGGAAGGCGGAUCAGCGGCGGAGGCACUAUCUUUAGGACUGCUUGAGAUGUACAGAGUCUGGCCUUGGAGAUGAGAGUUCCUUUCAAGAGGAAAAUUUUAUGGCGGCUUUCUAUUUGCAUUUCUUUCUCCCCUAAUAGUACUAAAUAAAUGCUGGCCUGCAACCUGGACGAAGGGCGGGUUUCACAGUCAUUAAAUGAUAGCAGGAAUAAGCCAUAUAUAUCCUGGCGGAGAUAUUAAUUAAUUUUUCCCGAUUAUGAUGCAAAUCCAAGGUUAUAGGAGUUUUGGAAGCGGUGCGGGUUCUCUCUUAACAUCAGCAACAGCCAACAGCCGAAUUGGGUGGUAUGUGGCUUGAACACGGUGCAUGCUGCUCUUGUAUUUGCCUUUUAAAAAAAAAAAAAAAUCAAUGUAUUCCUUGCCUCUUAUUUUUUGUGGGCCUAGGGAAUUUUGUUUACCAUAUAUUGUUCCCUUUUGUGCUAUAUCUUUUCUCCUCAGAAUCUCUAGUAAGUACUUGUAUUAUAUUUCUUUCCCAAUGUUCAAAUGAUUGCGUGAAUGAUAUAAAUUUUCAUAUAUAA